AUGCAUGGUGGCCCCAAUCUGCUGCUAUCAACGAUCCGCCAAAGGUUUUGGCCUCUUAGGGGACGAGAGCUGGCCCGCUCAAUCGUACACCGCUGUGUUACUUGCGUCCGUGCUCGCCCUCGAUCAAUGGAACAGUUAAUGGGCGAUCUGCCUCCAGUACGAGUUAACAAAGCCUUUCCUUUCGAGAAUGUAGGCGUCGACUUCGCAGGACCUGUUUUCCUGAAACCACCGAGUAGGAAGGCAGCCCCCUUAAAGGCGUACGUAGCGGUAUAUGUAUGCCUUGCUGUGAAAGCAGUCCAUUUAGACCUCGUUCCAGACAUGACGACAAAUGGAUUCAUAGCCAGUUUGCAUCGUUUCACUGGUAGGCGUGGAAAGCCUAGCAUCAUAUACUGUGACAACGGUCGCAAUUUCGUUGGUGCUCAUAGAGAACUGAACGAGUUACGUAAUCUGUUCCUGACACAACGCCAUAAGGAUGCCGUUGCUAACGAAACCACCUCGAACGGUAUUCUCUUCCGUUUCAUCGCGCCGCGCUCUCCAUCGUUGGGUGGAAUAUGGGAAGCAGCAGUUAAAUCCAUGAAACUUCAUCUCUGUCGUAUCAUGGGAAAUGCCAUGCUAACUGAAACUGAAUUCACAACUGCGCUUAUUCAAGUGGAAUCUAUUCUUAACUCUCGUCUAAUCACUCCCAUGUCAGAGGACCCACAGGAUUUACAACCGCUGACGCCAGGACAUUUCCUGGUCGGUAAGCCACUAAAUGCUAUACCCGAACCAGACCUCAGUGAGAUUACCGAAAGUCGUCUUUCUCGCUGGCAACGUGUCCAAAGUCUCAUUCAGCACUUUUGGCAACGCUGGCACCACGAAUAUCUCAACACGCUGCAAAAUCGGUAUCGAUGGACAGAAAAAACAUCCAAUUUGGUGCAGAAUGCUAUUGUUCUACUACGAGAGGAGAACCUUCCCCCACAGAAAUGGGCAAUCGGCAGAGUCGUUGACGUUCAACCCGGCGUUGACGGACUAGUUCGGUUGGUAUCAGUGAGGACCAGUAGCGGAAUCACACAGAGAGCAGUAAACAAAUUGUGUCUACUACCAGUUGAAGUAGAUUCCAGUCUUUUAAUCCAGUAA
Molecule: messenger RNA, 1116 nt
Organism: Malaya genurostris
Lineage: Eukaryota; Metazoa; Arthropoda; Insecta; Diptera; Culicidae
Exons: 1
Coding region: 1-1116 (371 amino acids)
Biological process (GO): DNA integration
Molecular function (GO): nucleic acid binding
Source: RefSeq, a predicted model, not a curated record